Lynx canadensis (Canada lynx) is the source of this 8769-nucleotide messenger RNA. It is a transcript of the gene UNC5D, whose product is annotated as unc-5 netrin receptor D. Gene Ontology annotation, biological process: netrin-activated signaling pathway. The record is from RefSeq and is a predicted model, not a curated record. The transcript is spliced from 17 exons. NCBI's taxonomy places the organism in Eukaryota, Metazoa, Chordata, Mammalia, Carnivora, Felidae. Gene Ontology annotation, cellular component: membrane. The coding region runs from base 1 to 2766 and encodes 921 amino acids. Gene Ontology annotation, molecular function: netrin receptor activity; protein binding.
AUGUUCAGAGCUGACAACGGCGAAGCCCUCCCCGAGUCCAUCCCCUCAGCUCCUGGGACACUGCCUCAUUUCAUAGAGGAGCCAGAUGAUGCUUAUAUCAUCAAGAGCAACCCCAUCGCACUGAGGUGCAAAGCGAGACCAGCCAUGCAAAUAUUCUUCAAAUGUAAUGGCGAGUGGGUCCAUCAAAAUGAGCACGUCUCUGAGGAGAGUCUGGAUGAGAGUUCAGGCUUGAAGGUCCGGGAGGUGUUUAUCAACGUCACCAGGCAGCAGGUAGAGGACUUCCACGGGCCAGAGGACUACUGGUGCCAGUGCGUGGCAUGGAGCCACCUGGGGACCUCCAAAAGCAGGAAGGCCUCCGUGCGCAUAGCUUAUUUAAGGAAAAACUUCGAACAAGAUCCACAAGGAAGGGAGGUGCCCAUUGAAGGCAUGAUAGUGCUGCAUUGCCGGCCACCUGAGGGAGUCCCUGCUGCUGAGGUGGAAUGGUUGAAAAAUGAGGAGCCCAUUGACUCCGAGCAAGAUGAAAACAUUGAUACCAGGGCUGACCACAACCUCAUCAUCCGGCAGGCGCGCCUCUCCGACUCCGGCAAUUACACCUGCAUGGCAGCCAACAUCGUGGCCAAGAGGAGGAGCCUGUCAGCCACGGUGGUGGUUUAUGUGAAUGGAGGCUGGUCUUCCUGGACAGAGUGGUCAGCCUGCAAUGUUCGCUGUGGUAGAGGAUGGCAGAAACGUUCCCGGACCUGCACCAACCCAGCUCCUCUCAAUGGUGGGGCCUUUUGUGAGGGAAUGUCAGUGCAGAAAAUAACGUGCACUUCUCUUUGUCCUGUGGAUGGGAGCUGGGAAGUAUGGAGUGAAUGGUCAGUCUGCAGCCCAGAGUGCGAGCAUUUGCGGAUCCGGGAGUGCACGGCACCACCCCCAAGAAACGGGGGCAAAUUCUGUGAAGGGCUCAGCCAGGAAUCUGAAAACUGCACAGAUGGUCUCUGCAUUCUAGAUAAAAAACCUCUUCAUGAAAUAAAACCCCAAAGCAUUGAGAAUGCCAGCGACAUUGCUUUGUACUCGGGCUUGGGCGCUGCCGUGGUGGCCGUUGCAGUCCUGGUCAUUGGUGUCACCCUUUACAGACGGAGCCAGAGUGACUAUGGCGUGGACGUCAUCGACUCUUCUGCAUUGACAGGUGGCUUCCAGACCUUCAACUUCAAAACAGUCCGUCAAGGUAACCCCCUGCUUCUGAAUUCCUCCAUGCAACCAGACCUCACGGUCAGCCGAACAUACAGCGGGCCCAUCUGCCUACAGGACCCGCUGGACAAAGAACUCAUGACAGAGUCUUCGCUCUUUAACCCUUUGUCCGACAUCAAAGUCAAAGUUCAGAGCUCAUUCAUGGUUUCCCUGGGAGUGUCUGAAAGAGCUGAGUACCAUGGCAAGAAUCAUUCCGGGACUUUUCCCCAUGGAAACAACCGUAGCUUUAGUACGAUGCACCCCAGAAAUAAAACACCCUACAUCCAGAAUCUAUCAUCACUUCCCACAAGGACAGAACUGAGGACCACUGGUGUCUUUGGCCACUUGGGAGGACGCUUAGUCAUGCCAAAUACAGGGGUGAGUUUGCUCAUACCACAUGGCGCCAUCCCAGAAGAGAAUUCUUGGGAGAUUUAUAUGUCCAUCAACCAAGGUGAACCCAGCCUCCAGUCGGAUGGAUCUGAGGUGCUCCUGAGUCCUGAAGUCACCUGUGGCCCCCCAGACAUGACCGUCACCACACCCUUUGCAUUGACCAUACCACACUGUGCGGACGUCAGUUCUGAGCACUGGAACAUCCAUUUAAAGAAGAGGACGCAGCAGGGCAAGUGGGAGGAAGUGAUGUCAGUGGAGGAUGAAUCCACAUCCUGUUACUGCCUUUUGGACCCCUUUGCAUGUCAUGUGCUCCUGGACAGCUUUGGGACCUACGCCCUCACCGGAGAACCAAUCACAGACUGUGCCGUGAAGCAACUCAAGGUGGCGGUUUUUGGCUGCAUGUCCUGUAACUCUUUGGAUUACAACUUGAGAGUCUACUGUGUGGACAAUACUCCUUGGGCAUUUCAGGAAGUGGUUUCAGAUGAAAGGCAUCAAGGUGGACAGCUUCUGGAAGAACCAAAGUUGCUGCAUUUCAAAGGGAAUACCUUUAGUCUUCAGAUCUCUGUCCUUGACAUCCCCCCGUUCCUCUGGAGGAUUAAACCCUUCACUGCAUGCCAGGAGGUACCGUUCUCCCGCGUGUGGUGCAGUAACCAACAGCCCCUGCACUGUGCCUUCUCCCUGGAGCGCUACACACCCACCACCACCCAGCUGUCCUGCAAAAUCUGCAUCCGGCAGCUCAAAGGCCAUGAACAGAUCCUCCAAGUGCAAACAUCAAUCCUAGAGAGUGAAAGAGAAACCAUCACUUUCUUUGCACAAGAGGACAGCACUUUCCCUGCACAGACUGGCCCCAAAGCCUUCAAAAUUCCCUACUCCAUCAGACAGCGGAUUUGUGCUACAUUCGAUACCCCUAAUGCCAAAGGCAAGGACUGGCAGAUGUUAGCACAGAAAAACAGCAUCAACAGGAAUUUAUCUUAUUUUGCUACACAAAGUAGUCCAUCCGCUGUCAUUUUGAACCUGUGGGAAGCUCGUCAUCAGCACGAUGGUGAUCUUGACUCCCUGGCCUGUGCCCUUGAAGAGAUUGGGCGGACACACACGAAACUCUCAAACAUUACAGAAUCCCAACUCGAUGAAGCCGACUUCAACUACAGCAGGCAAAAUGGACUCUAGUCCACUAUCGUUCAUGAGACAGUGACGGCCAGCUUCGGGACAUUUGCUUUAAAUGGGAAAGAGGCAGCUUUCGGCCCAGUGGCACUUGGGGAAUUCAGCCUUCAUUUACACUCAGAAUCCCUGGUUGAAGAAACUGCAUUCUAUAUAGGUGUACUAUGUUAAUAGGGAGAAGUACAAGCUCUCUUAAAUAUAAGAGGGCUCUACUGUCUCGUCUGAAUCCACACUCGGGUUAACACUUUAUGAACUUUCUCAGAUUUGGAGUGGCGAGAAUAAAAGUGAGGGCACAGCUAGAUAAAAGGGACUGUGGGAAAAGAUGAGCUACAAUAAAGCUGGGAAGGUAGAGAUUGAAUAGUGCAUGUUUUGAAGCAGGUUUUUAAUGACGUGCCCCAAAGGGCCAGCUGAUUCUGGUACCAGAUUGCCAGGGUUCUCUACCAACUGGCAUCUGUGAUGUCAGCAAUCAUUGUAACGUUGGCUUUUAGGAGUGAAACGGGGUUGCCAACCCAUUUAUUUGUAGGACUUCAAUAACGUCGAGGAGGGCAUUUAGAAUUUAGAAUCUGAGUACAUCACACCAGCACCAGUUCCCCAUUUAUCCUAGCCACUUAGUGGAAACAAGACCAGAAGGUAAGAUAGACCACAAACUAGUUCUUGCCAUGACCACCUUCAUUUUAUCCCAGAGACAAAUCUACCCACAUUUCCCCCCCCCCCUUCCUUACCCAUUACAUAGGAGUGGUUUCAAGGAGCAUAAGUAAACUGCUCAAUAUGGAAACUUAUGUCUUCUAAGUCAACGAAGCAGAGCUGUCUCUCUUCCCAGCUAAGCCUCUCAAAUUGCAGAGUGCUGUUAGAACACGACAUAUUACAUGGAUUUGGAGGGGAGGUCAAAUCGAGCCCAAGGAAAUACAUGAACUACAGAUGCCACACGCCUUUGAGAAGCUGUCACUCUGGGAUGGAGGAUGAAGGUGUUGACUCAGUUGCCCAACAUUGAUAUAAGGGGCUGAGGGGUUCUGCUACACUUUUCAAUCCAGGUUCUUGAAACUUUCUAGUCUGUUAUCACAAUAUCUCCCCAUAGGGCUAUAGGGCAUCCUCCUUUGCCUCUCCGAAAAUCAGCAGAUAGUCUUUGGUCUAAAUGAUAGGGGUCAGUAGACCUGAGGAAUAUGUCGACCACAAUGUCCCAGAAACCACAUGCGUUGUUCAGGAAGUUUCAACACCUGGUUGCUCAGCCUUACCAAGUAGGCUUUUUCUACAAGACCAUUAACACAGGACUAUUGCUUUCAGAUUCUUUUUUGAAAAAAAGAAGCAAUGGUAUUGUGGAAAACUGAAGUCCACAGAUAAUUCGUGACCCCCCCCCAUCUUAACAUGACUCCAUCUUUUAUACUAUUAAAUCAUUUUGAUAAGGUGUCCUGGUAGACUAAAGAUGAACAGAUCUGUUUCUGCUCUGGUUGAUGUUUUAAUUAGCUGUCCACAAUCAGGACAAGCAAGGUCAAGGACCUAGAUCAACCACGGGGCUGAUCAGCUACUUAGAAGUUGGCUUCAUUAGAAUAAAAAUAGGGAAAUUAGGGACUACUUGGCAGUGGGAUAUGGUCAUUUAAAAAAAAAACGUUUUUAUAAGUCCCAUGUAGGAAGAAAAAAUGUAAAUCCCCACCGAAGUAAAAAAGAACUAGAGAUAGGUGGAAUUUAUGAUACCAUGGGUAAGGCAUUAAGAACUCUUAAAUGUGUUAGCCAUGUUCUCUAACUAACGUGGUAUAUACAGUCCCCUGUAUUGGAUGAAAGGCUUUGCUACAUGAAAUCCAAAAGCAUCUUUCUUUUCUCAGGAACCAAAGGCAUCUUAUACAGAACGAGCAAAUCCUCUUAGAACUGCUGAGCAUAUUUUCAAAAUACCAUCUCUAGAUAAGGAAAACGCCCUUUUACUAAUGUCCUCUACUUGUUUAUUCCUUCGGGGGAGCAACAGAGAGAAGGGCAUGAGAGUGUAAAUCAUCUGACACCCUUGCUAUCAUUUCUGAAGGAGCAAGAAGUUGAAGUAGAUGGUCAGUCACCCAAAAUGAACUAGAGAGUUGAUUGGCAUGGUGGUAUACAGAAAGAAUCUGCAUUGACUGUUGGAUAAUAACUUACAGAAAACACAUUAGAGAGAACUUUUGUUAGUUUCCAUCUUGGAGAUGUUAAUAGGGAUUUAAAAAUCAUCCUGCCUCCCCCUCCCCCCCGCCUUUCCUUCUAAUUGGCCUUAUAAUUGCUUUCUAUAUUGCAUGCAUUCAAACAGAUUCUUUUUAGACCUGAUAUUUUUAUAUAUUAAAUGAAAAAUUUUAAUGUUUUCCCUAGAAUCUAAAUUAUUUUAAGAAAAGAGAUUAUCAUCAAUUCCUCAAUGUCUAGAAUUUCCUCCUAUGGAUUUUUUUUUUUUCUUUUCUUGGCCUGGGUUUUUAUAAAUGCUCAUGAUCAUCAUACCAUAUUGAGUAACUAAGGAUGCGAAUGAGCAUGAUUCACCUCUGACUUCUUCCUAAGGUUCAAAUCCAUCUGUCAGUCCAUUCUGCUCCCUCUUUUCCUUUCUCUUAUUUCUGUUAGAAUUCUGCAUAGGAUUUCUACAGAAAUGUAUGAAAUUCUGUGGCUGUCACAUGGCAGGAUUGUAUGGUAUUUUACAAUAGAAUUCCAAAGAGAACCCACGUUCAUGAGAUUCACAGACACAGCUGGGGGUGUGUCAGGGAGGAGUGGAAAAUGCAGACCAGAUAGACUUAACUGACACUGGAACUUGUGGUUACUGUGACCUAAACCCUUGUUCUAUGUUAACAUUUUCCUGUCACAACACAAACGCCGCCCCUCUAGAAACAGAGUCCCUGGUCAGUGCAAGUGCUUACCGCAGAAGUGUUAUUGUCCCAGUGCAAAACGAACCAAGAAGUUAAAAGUGGGCUGUGAUACCUGGUAGGUUACUUAGAAUUUUCACAAGAUAUCCCACUUAAGGACACAUCUGUCAGUCCUCAAAAGCAUUUAAGUCUAACGGUCAUGCUUUAAAACAGGACUUCAAAUUAUGCCACCAAAAGGGUGUACUUCCCAGCUGCACCAGACUGCCACAUCAUAAAGUUAAUUUACAGUUUUUACAACAUUGCUCGUGCAGUCUUACUGGUUUACAUUAAAAUCCUUUAAGCCAAAGGGAAGCUCACUCUAUGGAUUUCAACGCAAACUUCAUUUACCGGUGCAGAAAGUCUCAUAAAACUCAGAUGUAUGCCCACAAAAAUUUUAUUGGCCUUUUUGUAAGAGAUGAAUAGGAAUUGACACAGUUCUGUUUAAAGAGGAGAAAUUUUUCUCCCUUUUUAUUAUUUUUAUCUCCAGCUGCAGGUGUUAUCCUUUGCCAUGGUCCCUACAUUUUUCUUUCAGUUGACUUUGAGAGGGGUUAUUAAGUCAGAUGACUAAAACCGGGUUCUCUUUGGAUUAAAAAGUUCUGGAUUUAUUGCAACUAUUUUCCUUGACAAAAAUUCUCCACAUCGCAACUGAUAAGCGAAGGCGGAAUAUUAAAAUGGUGUACAGAUCUUCCUUGACUUAUGAGAGGGUUAUGUCCCCAUAAACCCAUCGUAAGUUGAAAAUAUUAUAACUCGAAAAAAACACUUAAUACGCCUAACCUGUCAAACACCAUAGCUUAGCCUAGGGUAACUUCAAUGUGCUCAGACUACUUCCGUUAGCCUUAGCCUACAUUUGGGCAAAAUCAUCCAACACAGAGUCUAGUUUACAAUGGAAGUGUUGAAAGUCUCAUGUGAUUGAAUACCGUACUGAAAGUGAACAACAGAAUGGUUACCGGUGUAUUGGUUGUUCACCCCUGCGAUGGUGUGGCGGAGGGGGGCUGCGGCUGCCCAUGCCCAAACAUCAUCAGAGAGUCCUCCCACAUAUGGCUAGCCCCGGAGAAGAUCCAAAUUCAGAGUUUCUAGUACAGUUCUACUGAAUGCCUAUCACCUUCAUACCAUCGUAAAGUCAGAAGAUGGUCAGUCGAACUGCCGUGAGUUGGGGACCAUCUAUAAUUGGUUUUAGAUAGUACUCUACACUUGCCAAACUUGUGGCAAAUCUGUGAAUUUCAAAUGUUAUAAAAAUCUUUUAAUGUGCUUGUUUUUCCUUUUCGCCAUUUUUGCUGCGAUUUCUUAGUCCUUCCCCAAAGGUGUGGAAUAGUAACUAUCAGAUGUGUUGAAGGUGAAGUUCCUCAGAGGUCUUUGUUCCAGAUCUGUGAAAGUCACAGGAACCUGAAGUUGCUGAGAAAUGUGCUUCUGUGGCCCAUGGCAUGGCCCAUUUCCAUUACUUUUUCUCAUGAAACAUUGCAGAGUUCUGAAUCCUGGUACCUCCCAUUGACCGGACUAGGGGUCACAUCCAUAGCAAAUGGGAGAGUAAAAUGUUGUCCUACAGAUAGUGACAAAAUUUUAUGAGCCCUUCGGUGUUAGUUACCAUAGCGGUGUAUUUGAAAAAUCGAUGUUUUCUCCAAAAGCUGAACGGCCACCCUUCCCGCAGCUUCCACUGUUUUGUCUGCAUAGAAUUUUCCUGAACUACAAAGCAAAAAUGUAUUUUGUCAAAUGUCACAAAGUGAAAAUGUUGCUAAUCUUAGAUGUGUUACAUAUUUUGUGUUUUUACUUUCCACACUCUUUCAAAAGCUGCAGUUAUAAAGCUGUUUGGCUGUAUUGACAGCAUGUGGUGUUUUUUGCAAAAGCAGUUCUAGGAGAGCCAGCGUCUACCAUGGACUCCUCACAUCCCCCUCCAGGGUCGUCAGCAAAAAUCAAAAUGGCAAUUCGUGUGCUGUGUUUUUUCAAAAGACAAAAGGGGAUGGAAAUCAGACCUGGCCGUUAGUCACUAGUGUGUAGUACUGUGAUCUGAAGUAGGAAAUUUAACUCACAUAGAAUAAUUGUGGUUUUUGAAGCAGCUACUUUGCUUUUUCCUUUUGCUGUGAAGAUCACGGAUUUGGAAUGUCCUCAUGAGGUGGGCCUAAGACGGUGACAGUGAACUGUGCGUCUUAGCACCCACCCUCCAUCUGAACCCAAAGAUUAAAAAGGCAGUAAGCUUCAUGUUUAGGCCUGAGCUUAACAAUGUCCUCCUCCACCUUUAAGAUUAAGUUGGGCAGAGGAUACAUCCUCUUUUCCAAAAAGGUAUAGCCCUGAAUUACAAAAUUGAUCACUAAAUUUCGUAAGGUAACUCUUUGCGUGAGUGGCAAUGUGUCUCAACUACUUUUACAAAAGGCAUGAUUACAACAAAAAUGUCCUUUUGCCUCAAAUCUUUCUUAACCCCCAAGAGUAUUUCACUAUUGCAAGCAUUACUUCCGUACAAAUUCCAAAGUUGGAUAAAUGCUACAAGUCCCUUAAAAUUAAACAUAUGGAAGAUAGACAUUUAACUAUGGUUCUUUUGAAUCAUGAGAAUAUCAUGAGGGAGUUUGUAAGCAGAAUAUCUUGCCUUAUCACCUCCAUUAUUGAAACAGACAUUACAAUCAGAAAGAGAUCUAAUAAUUCCAAUAUCCCUCAUUAGCAAGCUCUGAUGAUGCCUGAAAUAAGAGCACCCCUUAUCAAGAGGCUUUUAUCUAAGCCUUAUCAGAAUUAGCUAAAAAAUUUCAAUCAGAAACACUCUCUACAGUCCAGCCUAGAUUAUGAAGGCCCUUCCCAUUCAACACGUCUCAAGAAGAUGAAAAAAAAUUCAGUGUGGGAAUUUUCUGGUGAGGAAAACAGUAUUCUCCUUUCCCAAGUUGGAAUCAAGACAGAUCUUAAGAUUUCCCCUUCUUCACAAUUGUUUCUAAUUGGUACACACAAUGCGGUAUGUGUUGACCUAGAAAUAUUGCAAAUACAAGCAGUUAGAGGAUUAACUGGUUGCUCCUUCUAACCCAGAAUCAAAAAAUAUGAGUAAUUGUUUACCACCAUUUCUGUAUGGAAGAAUUUUAAAGCAGAUUUCAUUUUGUCCUGUUUAUUUUGGGAAGGUGCGGGGGGGGGUGGUUUUUUCAAGUGAUUCAUAUUUCAAACCCAUACCACUCUCAACUUUCAUUUGAUGUGUUCAAAGCCAAAAAAA